UAUCUUUUUUUAAAGUUUCUGGAAAAGCCGACCACACAGAUUCUUCUAAGGAUCACCCGUGCGAUUUCAAAUGCUCCUGUCAAAAUAUGGCAGGUGAUUUGUGUCUAAAAGCAUUUUGCCUUGAAUGCCUACUUAUUUGUGUGAGCGCAUACUGCCGGAGCAGUGACCAAAGCGAAAAAUGUGUCAUUCCUAAAGAAUUCAUUUGUGUACCAGAUGAAUGUGGAAAUCCAACGUACGUUUGUGAAGACCCAUUUCCAGUUGAACCAGGGAAAUGUCCAUAUUUUAACAAGAAGCUUCAGAGAAUGGACGUCACAGAGUGCACUGCAGAACAAGCGUGUCCCAGUGAACCUUACCUAGCAUCAGCUCUCGUUCAGAAAAGCGAAGAUUGUCUGGCAAAUCCCAAAAGGACAAAUCGCUGUUUUGACCAAAAUUCGAAAAGCACAACAGAAAUGAAUACAAGGCUUCAAUCCACGAAACAGCACCAAACAAGCUCUAUCGAACACCUACCACGAGACAGUGGCGGAUCAGGAGCAGCAAUAGGGGUGGUGGUGGUUCUACUGAUCCUUGUGGCUAUAUUGGUGAUGCUAGUGGUGUUUUACAGGAGAAACAUAUGUGGUGUCAGGAAAACAAUAGAGCCAUUGGUUGAUAAUAUCAGAAACCAUCUUCAAACCAACAGAGAAAGUGAAAUAAUACCUUCUGAUAGAAAUGAUGAGGAGGCAGGAGAAGCAGUUGAGACUGAAAAGCCUUUACUUCCAGGUAAUGAAGCUCCAGUGAAUGGCUUAGAAAAACAGAAACAAG
This is a messenger RNA of Saccostrea cuccullata (small rock oyster), 798 nucleotides long. RefSeq lists its product as uncharacterized. The annotation marks the transcript as partial. NCBI's taxonomy places the organism in Eukaryota, Metazoa, Mollusca, Bivalvia, Ostreida, Ostreidae. The transcript has 10 exons. The record is from RefSeq and is a predicted model, not a curated record.